This is a messenger RNA of Symsagittifera roscoffensis, 932 nucleotides long. RefSeq names its product transmembrane protein 187-like. Lineage: Eukaryota; Metazoa; Xenacoelomorpha; Acoela; Convolutidae. Bases 12 to 845 code for a protein of 277 amino acids. The record is from RefSeq and is a predicted model, not a curated record. Gene Ontology annotation, cellular component: transport vesicle. The transcript is spliced from 3 exons.
GUAGAGAUGUCAUGAUUGUUUCCUCUGUGAUUGUGACGAGUGCCUUUGCACUGACAUGCUGGGCCGUGGGAUCAUAUCCUUCAUUUUUCCAAGAUAUCAAUGCAGAUGUAGGGUUGAAGUUUUACGCUGAAAGGUUGCACCUCUUGGCAUUGAAAAUCAUUAAUCAUGCCAUGCCUUUCAACACAUUGAUCACAUAUGUCUAUUCUUUGGUGGGAUUUUACUGGGUGGUCCAUUGCGUGUUCGGCUUGAAGAAGUGUAAGCCAACUUAUCCUGUGUCGCCUGUUGGGCUGACUUACAUCUCAGCAUUUAGUCUCAUGUCACUGCUGUAUGGACCUAUUCAUCUCAUGAGGAUUGUGAAACAGAAACACACCUGGGCAGUCCUAGAUCAGUGGUUCACUUUGCCCUUCUUUGGAUUAGUCAUUCACUUUCUUCUCUCACGUACAAAUCCGAAAUUACAACUUGGUAAAAAGUCUCUGUUUGCUUCGGUUUCACUAUCUCACGCUUCCUAUGGUCUCGCCUUGCUCCAUCCACUCGGGUUUGAUUUGGCGCUGGCGAUUCACAUUUUAAUAAGUGCCAUACUUGGAUACUCGUUUUACAAUGCCAAAAAAGAACCAGAAAUCAGACUUCUGGUAGUCAAAACUGUACUCAGCUGCGCAGGGUUUGUGGUGCUAAAAUUAGCCGAUUUCUACUUGGCAGAAUUGCAUCUAAUUUUCGAAAUAUUUAGUGGACACUUUUUGUCUAAAGUAUGCGAUGUGAUGCAGAUUUACUACUCUCUUCUAAUUAUGGAGGCAGAUUUGUAUGAUUCGUCUCCGCAGAUCACAGAAAUGGGACAGAAAAAGAAAUGAAAGACUACGAAAAAACUAACUUGAUUUAAAUAAAAGUUCUUUAAAUUUUAUCACAAAUUUGUUUUUGUCUAACGCAUUUGAUGUUAU